CCCCGCCCCUCCGUUUCCCUGGAGACGCUCUCCGCGUCCUCUCUUUCCUAAACUCUGCCUCUGAAACCUGGCUAAAAGCAGGGCAGCGCGAGCGCCCCGCACCUGGUACUGGUGGGGGGCUUCUUCCUCCAGACAGAAAACCAGUGUUGCUCCACAGUCAGUCCAGCGAGUCCAAAAUGACCACCCUUCCCCCACUGCCCAUGAAGCGUCCAAAGCUUAUGGCUUUAGCCAGACAGAAGUUGCCGUGCUCUGCAGGGACAAUUUCAAGGUCUCAACUGAUCAAAGAAAAAGAUGACAUAGAUCAUUACCUGGAGGUGAAUUUCAAAGGACUGUCAAAAGAGGAGGUUGCUGCUUACAGGAACUCGUACAAGAAGAACAUCUGUGUGGACAUGCUGCGAGAGGGCUAUCACAAGUCCUUCAGGGAGGUCUUCGCGCUGAUGGAGCAAUGGGAUGCCCUGAGGGAGGCUGCGAGACUGAGGUCUGUCUUCUGGCUGCAGAAGCCUCUGGAGGAGCAGCUGGAUAAACUGGAUUUCCUCUACCACUGCCUAACCAGGGCAGAGGAGGCUGAGAGGAAAGGACACCUUGGCGAUAUGUACAAUAACUUACAUAUUCUGGCCUGUUUCUUCGAUAACCCUGAAGAUAAGUGGGUAAGGAACCACUUCUAUGAACGAUGUUUUGAGGUUGCAAAACUGAUCAAAUUUGAUGGAGGGAAGAAAGAAGCUGAAGCAGAAGCACACUUGGGCCUUCUGUACGAGGAAGAAGGUCAGCUUCUGGAGGCUGCCGGGCAUUAUGAAGCAUUCUAUCAAUUGACGCAGGGCCGGAUAUGGAAGGAUGAGACAGGCCGCUUUCUCAACUUGUUGGCCUGCGAAAGUCUCCUGAGGACUUACAGAUUACUCUCAGACAAAAUGCUGGAAAAUAAAGAAUACAAACAGGCCAUCAAAAUUCUAAUAAAAGCUUCUGAAAUAGCCAAAGAAGGAAAUGACAAAAAAAUGGAAGGAGAAGCUUCCUAUUACUUGGGCUUAGCACACUUGGCUGCUGAAGAAUAUGAAACUGCAUUAGCAGUCCUCAACACUUACAGGGAAAUCUCUGAAGAUCUGGAAGACGAUCUCGGCCUGGGGAGAGCCUACAAAGCCAUAGCCAAGGUGCUGCAAAGCCAAGGAGAAAUGAUAGAAGCCAUCAAAUACCUGAAAAAAGUUGUGGAAAUUGCAAGAAACAAUUUUCAAAGCCUGGACAUUGUAAGAGCAAGUACAAUGCUUGGGGACAUCUAUAAUGAAAAAGGACAGUACAACAAAGCCUCUGAGUACUUCCAGCAAGCUUUUGACACAACAGUAGAGCUAAUGAAUGCGUCACUGAUGGAGGAAACACAAGUUCAUUAUGGAAUAGCCAAAGCCCAUCAGAUGAUGCUGGCCAUGAACAGUUACAUAGAGUCUCAAAACCUCUCCAGCCUUGACUACUUGCUGUCCUGGAAGGAGUGCAGACGUGACACUGACCUUGACCUGGCUGUUGGAGUGUCUAGAACAUCCACAGAAGAAAAUGUGUCUCAAAAUUCAGAACAGUUGGAAAAACCCAGCAGAUUGCUGGAUAAUCACAAAGAUGAAACUUAAAGCAGCUUUUGACUCAACAUAAAUGCAAGAAUAAGGUUAUCAUGCCACCAAGGAUGUCAUUCCUCUAGUGGGAGCAUGUGACAAGUAAUGUAGGAUUAUAAUAAAACUAUGACUAUGAUUUA
Molecule: messenger RNA, 1726 nt
Organism: Cavia porcellus (domestic guinea pig)
Lineage: Eukaryota; Metazoa; Chordata; Mammalia; Rodentia; Caviidae
Gene: Ttc29
Product: tetratricopeptide repeat domain 29
Exons: 12
Coding region: 177-1604 (475 amino acids)
Biological process (GO): cilium movement
Cellular component (GO): sperm flagellum
Molecular function (GO): protein binding
Source: RefSeq, a predicted model, not a curated record